Molecule: messenger RNA, 3993 nt
Organism: Schistosoma spindalis
Lineage: Eukaryota; Metazoa; Platyhelminthes; Trematoda; Strigeidida; Schistosomatidae
Source: the annotation of a GenBank genome assembly
AUGCCUGAAACCGAUGAAAUAUUAUCAAUACCAAUCAAUGAACAUAAUAGUACACAUUUGUUACCAAUAACUACUACAUCAGCUUCAUUUAUUAGAGAUUUGAAUUCAAAUUCACAAAAUAAUUCUCCUGAUGAUUUUCAAUCUACAAUAUAUGGUACUAAUCCAUCAGUACAGAUAUCAUCAUCAUCUACUACAUCUAAUCUUCCAUCCACACUAUUAAUUGAAUCCUAUCAUUGGAAUAAAUCAAUACAAGGGAAUCCAAUUAAAUAUCUGGAAACAACUGGUAGUAGUUCCAUUUCAUUAUUAUUACCAUUUAGUCGAUAUUGUUAUAAAUUAUUAAUUCAUGCACCAUUAGGUUAUGUAAUCACUAUACUUGGACGUCAACGUUCAUCAAUUCAUAUAAAUAAUCAAUUAAUAAAAUCUAAUAAUUCAUCAAUAAAAGAUAUUCAUCAAUCAAUCAAUAUAAUAUUUGAUGAUUAUGAUUAUAUAUUAACAAAUGGUAUUACAAUAUGUCCAUUAUUAAUAAAAUAUUAUGCAAAUCAAUUUAUUCAUUGUAUGUAUAAUGUUGGACAAGCUUUAGAGGCAUUAGUACAUUUAACUGAAUUAUAUGUAUCUUACAUGACUAUUACUACUACUACUACUACCACCACCACCACCACCAACAUUCAUAGUAACAAUAAUAAUAAUAAUAGUACUGUAAUAAACAAUACAGAAUGGAAUGAAUCAGAAUUUAAAGAAAAAUUUACAAAUGCUAUAGAUCAUUUAGUUACUAAAGAAAAAGAACUUAAACAAUUAUUAUCUAUAUGGCCUAAUCAAAAAAUAAUUAAACCAACUUUAUUGUCAAUACUACAACGUUUAACUGAAAAUUCUGGAACAUCAGAUAUGAAUUAUGCAUGGCGUAUAUUACAAACAGAUUUUAUUACAAUAAAUCCAUUUCGAGUAGUUUAUAGUCAUGAAACGGUUUCGAAUCCUGCUCCUCCAGUUAUAACAAAACAAAAAUCAAAAGUACUUAGUUCACGUGGAGAGAAAACUAAUCAAUCAGUUAAAAUUAAUCCAAUUGAAGAAACAAUUAUUAAUCGUUGGAAUCAACCAAUUAUUAAUCCUGAUAUAUUAGUUGCUAUAGUACGUAUACAAUCAUUAUAUCGUGGUUAUCGUAUUCGUAAUACAAUUCGUUUAAAUCAAACAAAAUAUCUAAUAGAAACUUUAUUAUCAAUCAUUAAUUCACAGAAUAAAUCAAAUAAUGAAAAUCAUUUUAUGCAUAAAAUAUCAUUAUUAAAAAUUAAACGUUUAUCUAUGGGUUGGAUGUCUUGUUUAAAUCUAUUACAACAAGGUCAUUUACAAUUUGAAGCGGGAAAUCAAUUAAUUGAAAAAUUAAUUCUUACUAAUUCCAAAACUACAACAACAACAACAACAACAACUACUACUACUACUGAUAAUAAUAAUAAUUCUAGUAUACAAAAUAAAUUAUAUAAAGAUAUGAAUUCUUAUUUAAGUAUUAAAGAAUAUUCUGGUACUUAUUCUGAUAUCCCAUCACCUUGUCCAAUGCAUAAUACCGGGCCAGAAUUACAUAAUAUUAAUCAAUUACAUAAUUCAUUAUAUAAAGAUUGGAUUCAUUUAUUAUUUCGUGAUUGUAUUUAUUUAUCAAAAUUAUUAAAAAAUGAAAUCAUAAAUGAAGAAGAAAUUCAAUAUUCAUUUCGUUUAAAAACGACUAUACCAGAUAGUUCUAUCCUAUUGAUCAAUAACGAUAAUGGUGAAAUCAUUCAUCCAUCAAUUGAAUAUCCUUAUAGUUGGUUAAAUCUUAAAGAAAAUAAUCAUGGAUAUAGUUUAUUAGGUAUAGUAACUAAUAAUAUAACACCUAUUCCAAGUGGUAAAUGGAAUUUACAAUUAUUAGGACCAGGUAUAAUAGGUAAUGAAAAUCUUCCUAAACCAUUAAAUACAACAUUAAAUUUAUGUUCAAAUUUUCAUUCUAUUGAAUUAGAAGAUUAUUAUGAACCAAAUUCAAAAGAUCUACUAUUUCGACGUAGAAUUAUAGCUACUAAUGAUAGUUUAAUAACUGUUCAUUUACGAUUAUCUGUACCAAAUGUUUUUAUACAUUUAUGUAUUAAAAUGGGUAAUAAAGAAAUGAUCUUUGCUGAAGGUUAUGGUGGAGCAUGUAUUUUUGCUUAUAUUAUAUUAGCUGAUACAAUAAUAGAAGAGAAAAAAAAUCAAACACUUAAUUCAGGACGUCUAUUAGAAGUUAAUAAAAGUGAUAAUAUCAAAUUAAGUAUCAAAGAUGUAACUAAUUCAAAAGUUAUAUUGAAUAAAUUGAACACUACUAAAGCAUCUCCAAGAAGAUCUACAUCAGUUAAGAAAAAUACGAAACCAGGAAGUAGUUCUGGAAGUUCAACUGGUGGUAGUACAACAGGAAGUGGUCGAGGUUCUAGUAGUAAUAAUAGUGCUAAUAUAGAGCGAUCAAAUCAAUCCAAUUCCAGUUCACCACAUUCACAUAGAUUGGAUAGUCAACAACUAGAAGAAGAAAAAGAAGAAGAACGAUAUUAUUGGAUUGAAGCUUAUGUAGAUGGUAAAAAUUGGCCAUUGAGUAUAAGUAAUUGGGCAUUUUUAGAAGAACAACGUUGUAACAGACUUGAAGAAUGUCAAGUAAAUAAUACAACUUCUCGAAAUACUUCAGCUGAUAAAAGUUCCGAUAGUAGAACUAUUAAAUCAGCAACAAGAUCACCUGGUAACAAAACAAUUGGUUUAACUGGUCAAAAAUCUGGUUCUACACGUGGUACUUCAGCUAAAAUUGAUUUUAAUCAAGCUCAUUGGAAAAUGAGAAUAAUAUGUAAUAAUUCUAAUGAUAUUAAAAUCAUGAAUAUGGAUAAUAAAAUAUCAGAAAUCAAAGCUUUAAAAAGAGCUUGGGAAGAAAUGGAACCUGGUAGAGCAAUGAGAGCUGAAUUAUCAAGAGCACGUUAUCUUGAAGAAUAUGGUCUAAUGAAUAAAUUGGAUAAUAAACCUAUUGUAGAUGAAUCAGGAUCUAUGAUUACAAUUAAAUCUGAUGAUAAUCCAAUACAAACUAUUCAAGAUCAUUCAUCUAUUAUAGAUCAAACAUUAUCAGAUCCAUCAAAAAUUUAUCUUUUAAAAUUUCCACAAGAAUUAAAUCGUACAAUUAGUCAAAUGAAAUUAAUGAAUUUUAAUCAAUUUUAUCAUAAUUCAAUAGAUAUUGAAUUAAAUCGAAUUAAAGAAGUUCAAUCAAUAAUGAAUUCUUAUUCAAUAAAUCAAUGGUUUAUUAUAGAAUAUUAUUUAAAACAUAUUCAAUCAUUAUUAUUAUUACAUAAAAAAAAUUUUAAUGAAAUUUUAAAUAUAAAACAUCAAAUAUUUAUUGAUUAUUUAAAAAAUUUAAAAUUUAAAUAUUUAAAUUUCAAAAUAAAAUCUAAUCAAUAUAAACAUAAUUAUAUUGAUUUAUUAAAAACUAUUCAAUUUUUAACUGAUGAAGCACAUUAUAAAUAUUAUGAAAUGUGUAUGAAUUUAAGAAAUGAUAUAAUAAAACAAUAUAAUAAUGAUAAAGAAACAUCAUUAUCAUCAUUAUGUAAUCAAACAAUCAUUGAACAUAAUAAUAAUAAUAAUAAUAAUAAUAAUAAUACAGAACCAAUUCUAAAUCAAAUUGAAAAUGUAAAAAAAAAUGAAAGAAUAAAAUCAUCAAGAAGUUCAAAAUCUAGUUCAAAAAGUCGAUCGAAUUCAAGUAAACGAAAAAAUUGAAAAAAAAAAUGUAUUCACUUGUUUUUUUUCUUUGUUUUUCUCUCUACCGCCCCCCUCACUUCAUGCCGUCAAUAAAUUUUUGCAUGUUUAGAAAAAAUAUAUAUAAUUUGUUAGAGUCUAUAACAGAGUUAACUUGUAUAAACUUGUUAUUUUGUAGUACCUAACAGUAUGAUUAGUUAGUAUUGUUAAGAUUUCUAGUACACAGAAGAAGUUGAAAUGUUUUUUUUGCAAUAAUUUAGAUCAUGAGCCCAUUAAAGA